Molecule: messenger RNA, 1048 nt
Organism: Trichophyton rubrum CBS 118892
Lineage: Eukaryota; Fungi; Ascomycota; Eurotiomycetes; Onygenales; Arthrodermataceae
Exons: 5
Coding region: 707-1048 (113 amino acids)
Biological process (GO): retrograde transport, endosome to Golgi; endoplasmic reticulum to Golgi vesicle-mediated transport
Cellular component (GO): endoplasmic reticulum; Golgi membrane; Golgi cis cisterna
Source: RefSeq, a predicted model, not a curated record
AUAUUUAAAAUCGACUUUCAGUUCGACAGAAAUUCGGCGUUUGAUAUUGAUUAAAAGACAAAAAGACGAUUCUUCGCUACGACGGAUCUCCUGCCAGGCUGCUUCAGGGGAUGCUAGGACUGGAGCUCCGCCCAAGCUGUCGUUCCCUGCUGCGAUCCCGGCCAGCCAACUACUUCACUUGGUUCCUCCUGGCCAGCUAACUAGCUAUCUGGCCUCUCAGGAACCUCCCUCCCUCCCGCCGCAAUCAAGCUGCGGAUAAUUAAGAGUGCAGGUUAUAUAUCAAUCUCUCGGUAAGCGCCAGGCCUAUCGGUUACAUGUGCAGCUCGACCUCGACCGGCGGAUAAUUCAUUGCGUAGACGGAGUCGCUGCCAACUAAACCAGUCCACGCUCGCCGAUUCAUCUCGUCGAUCGCCUGUUCGGUUAUACGGCCCGGGAUAGCUCUACAUAUACUUGGGUGUGGGAUAGAGCUGGAUCUGGAGCUGGAGCUGGAGCUGAGGAUUGUCUACUUUGUUACAAGGGGACAGAGAGGAGAGCCGCAGCCAUGCCGUCCAUGUGGCUGACAGAUACCCAGAAGGUUGGGGUGGUGUUCUGCUCUGGCGGUAGGUGAGAGAGCUUUGCAUUGACUCCCAAGUAUACGCUGAAGGCCGUUGGGACCUGACAUGGGCAUGCAAUCACAGGCAGUCUAUUCCUCUUCCUGGGGAUUCUCAUGUUCUUUGAUCGAUCACUACUUGCUAUGGGAAAUAUCCUCUUCUUGAUCGGCCUACCUCUCAUACUCGGACCGCAAAAGACGCUCGCCUUCUUCGCGCGCCGACAGAAGCUCACGGGAACAGUCACGUUCGCCCUGGGCAUCUUUCUUAUCCUCUUCCGCUGGCCUCUGGUAGGCUUCUGUGUCGAGCUAUACGGCCUCUUUGUCCUGUUCGGUGAUUUCCUGGUCACUCUCGGCGGGUUCGUGGGCAGCAUACCGGUGGUAGGGCCGUAUCUGAGACAGGCACUGGUCUGGCUGGGUACCAUGGGAGGGAGAAGGCCAAACCAGGACCUACCAGUAUAA